This is a messenger RNA of Magnolia sinica, 3047 nucleotides long. Its product is annotated as LRR receptor kinase SERK2-like. Bases 941 to 2782 code for a protein of 613 amino acids. Gene Ontology annotation, molecular function: protein binding; ATP binding; protein kinase activity. The record is from RefSeq and is a predicted model, not a curated record. Lineage: Eukaryota; Viridiplantae; Streptophyta; Magnoliopsida; Magnoliales; Magnoliaceae. The transcript is spliced from 14 exons. Gene Ontology annotation, biological process: protein phosphorylation.
UCUCUCUUCUGCUUAGUAGUCAGUGCGCUGCUGCUGUAUACAGCAAGCCGGCCUUUCCGACGACUCCUUUAUCCCUUCGAUUUCACCUCUCAACCCUUCAAUAUAAAAAUAAAAUCUCAAAAGAAAGAGAAAUCCCUUUCCAACCAGAAAAACAAGAGCUUCCAACUGCCAUUUUUCCUCAGAAUCAGAUCUCUCCAAAGGGUUUUAGGUGUGUAAGUGUUAAGGAAAUCUCGCCUUUGUUUUCUUGAAUCUGGACGAUCACGAUUGAACAGAAUCCUAUUGAACUCGGAAGCUUCCAACAGCCGCGGAAGUUUCCAGAAAUUACUCGGAGUCUCUUGGAUUUUCUUUUUAAUUAAUCUAUGCAUGGUUCUUAUUUGUUGAUUUUGGAAUGAAAGCACACAAAUGAAUGGGAGGAUUAACCUUCUCCUAAAGAAUUACAAGAUCUGAGGAUUUGGAUGGCUCUGGUUUUUCUUAAGUGGGGCUUAUGUUUCAGUGAUCCAGACCGUUGAUCAAAUGUUACCCGCCAUGGAUGGUCCAUUUCCUGAAUAUCUCCUAGAUUGGAAGAUUCAAGCUACGAUUUUUGGCCUCUUUUUUUAGAGCUCAAUGUCAGCUGUUGCUGUAUUUCUCUUCUUGGCCGUUGGCUUGCAGGUCACUUAAGUACCGUCUAUCUGAGGGGCGGGCAUGCCAGUGGUGGGGAUUGCCUGACUGUGGGCCCCACUUGCUUAAACCGAUACCCUUCAGUCUGCAGAUUUUUAGGCAACAUAAAGAUACUCAUCACAAAGCAAUGAAGUGCCUGGAACAGAUAAGAAAGAAAGCAAUGUGUGCGGAAGUUGACAUGUAGCGAUCCAAUCCAAGGCCCGAUGUGUAUUGGCUAUAGGCUUCGAGGUAUAACAUUCACUCAAGAGUCCAUCGGAACUCGCACGCAAAUUCGAAUUAAUCAAUGAGAAUAAGCACAACAAAGAUGGAGUUGGUUUAUGCAUUUUUUAUGUUGGCUUAUCUUCGUUCUUUUGGCACAUCAGAUUUUCAAGGAGAUGCGCUAUUUGCCUUGAGGACAUCAUUAAGUGCCCGUCAGGAUCAGCUCACAGAUUGGAACCAAAACCAAGUUAAUCCAUGCACUUGGACCUCUGUUACUUGUGAUCCCAAGAAUAAUGUCAUUUCUGUAACAUUGUCUUCCAUGGGCUUCUCUGGAACUUUGUCACCCAGCAUUGGAUCUCUGAAGACUCUUUCUACCCUUGGAUUGCAAGGUAACAAUAUAACCGGGGAGAUUCCAAAAGAGUUCGGAAGCCUAUCGAGUUUGACAAGCUUGGAUUUGGAGCAUAACCGGUUAACUGGAGAGAUACCAGCUUCCCUUGGCAAUCUGACCAAGCUUCAGUUCUUGAUUUUGAGUCAAAAUAAUCUCAGUGGAAAUAUUCCUGCCACAAUUUCGAAUCUUCCAAGCUUGAUAAAUCUUCAGCUUGCUUCCAAUAAUCUCAGUGGCCGGGUACCUGAUCGACUGUUUCAGCUUCCUAAAUACAAUUUUACAGGAAACAAUUUGAACUGUGGCGUAAAUUUUCCAAACCUAUGUGCCUCCAAGACUUCUGAUGGAGGUGGUUCCCGUAAACCAAAGAUUGCCAUUGUAUUUGGAACUAUUGGAGGUGUGAUGGGAGUCCUCCUUUGCAGUGCUGUACUGUUUCUUCUGUGGAAGGGCAGGCAUAAAGGUUAUCGGCGUGAAGUUUUCGUGGAUGUUGCAGGUGAAGAUGACCGCAGAAUUGCAUUUGGGCAAUUGAAAAGAUUUGCAUGGCGGGAAUUGCAACUGGCAACAGAUAGCUUUAGUGAGAAAAACAUUCUUGGACAGGGGGGCUUUGGAAAGGUAUAUAAAGGAGUGCUUGCAGAUAAUACAAAAAUAGCUGUGAAACGACUGACUGAUUAUGAAAGUCCUGGAGGAGAGGCAGCUUUCCUACGUGAAGUUGAGAUGAUAAGUGUUGCGGUUCACAAAAAUCUUUUGAGGUUGAUCGGGUUCUGCACAACACCGUCGGAACGGCUUCUGGUUUACCCUUUUAUGCAAAACCUAAGUGUUGCCUAUCGUUUACGAGAGGUUAAACCUGGAGAGCCAGUAUUAGAGUGGCCCACGAGAAAGCGAGUGGCUUUAGGCACAGCUCGUGGUCUAGAGUAUCUUCACGAACAUUGCAAUCCCAAAAUCAUUCAUCGUGAUGUUAAAGCUGCCAAUGUUUUACUGGACGAAGAUUUUGAAGCAGUUGUAGGGGACUUCGGCCUAGCAAAAUUGGUAGAUGUAAGAAAGACUAAUGUGACAACUCAAGUUCGUGGGACUAUGGGCCAUAUAGCACCCGAAUAUCUAUCAACUGGGAAGUCAUCAGAGAGGACUGAUGUUUUUGGAUAUGGGAUCAUGCUUCUAGAACUUGUGACUGGACAACGUGCAAUAGAUUUCUCGCGAUUGGAGGAAGAAGAUGACGUAUUAUUGCUUGACCAUGUGAAGAAGCUAGAAAGAGAGAAGCGACUGGAUGCAAUUGUCGAUCACAACCUACACAGGAAUUACGACUGUCUUGAAGUGGAGAUGAUGAUCAAAGUCGCAUUGCUUUGCACGCAGGCAACACCUGAGGACCGACCAACGAUGUCGGAGGUAGUUCGGAUGCUGGAAGGGGAGGGGCUUGCUGAGAGGUGGGAGGAAUGGCAGCAGGUCGAAGUGACCCGCAGGCAGGAAUUCGAGAGGCUACAGAGGAGAUUCGAUUGGGGCGAAGAUUCUGUGUAUAACCAGGAGGCAAUCGAAUUGUCCGGCGGAAGAUAGUGAGGGCUAUAAAACAGCAUCCACGCUUCCCAUUCUGAUUUAAUUUUUGGAGAAAGAGAAGUGUGUGUGAUUUGUGGGUAAGAUCGUUUUUUUUUUUUUUUGAAAUGCUGGCUUUGGUGCUUCUCUUGCUGGAAGGACUUUUGUACCUUGGGCUGAAAGCAGCCUUGCUGCUGCUGCUCAUUAGUCUUUCAUAUCAUGUUAUGCUAUCAAUGUUUGUAUGGUUCCGUAUAUGCCUGUUGAAAUAAGGUAGCUUUUACUUCUCUGA